CCAGAUGACUUCAAUGGAGACAGGAAGAAGACCCGAACAUUUUACCUCGCCACUCAACUUUACAUGAUGGCCAACAAGCACAUCUACGACACCCACGAGAAGAAGAUCACGUUCUUCAUCUCCUUCUUGAAAGAAGGAACUGCCGGCCCAUGGGCUGAGGCAGAGAUGACGAAGGCAUUCACCAAUGACCAAGGAUUUGGCACAUGGGAAGCCUUCACGACACGAUUCCUGAACACCUUCACUGAGGCAGACACCGCUGGAGAUGCGAGAGCAAAGUUGCGCGUGCUGCGCCAGACGGCCACAGCAGACGAAUACAUUGCGGAGUUCCGCAUGUUGACCGCACGAUGCGGAAUCACUGAAGACGUAUCCCUGAUUGAGUACUUCCAAGAGGGACUCCAGAACAAGCUAGUCGAGAAGGUCUACGGCAUGGAGCACAUGCCUAAGACGAUUGACGAAUGGUAUGAAGCCACAUCCCGA
Messenger RNA from Gloeophyllum trabeum ATCC 11539, 477 nucleotides. RefSeq lists its product as uncharacterized. The record is from RefSeq and is a predicted model, not a curated record. The annotation marks the transcript as partial. Lineage: Eukaryota; Fungi; Basidiomycota; Agaricomycetes; Gloeophyllales; Gloeophyllaceae. The transcript has a single exon.